Messenger RNA from Xenopus tropicalis (tropical clawed frog), 1810 nucleotides. RefSeq names its product RNA binding motif protein 18 (gene rbm18). NCBI's taxonomy places the organism in Eukaryota, Metazoa, Chordata, Amphibia, Anura, Pipidae. Gene Ontology annotation, molecular function: RNA binding; nucleic acid binding. The record is from RefSeq and is a predicted model, not a curated record. The transcript has 6 exons. The coding region runs from base 152 to 724 and encodes 190 amino acids.
CCUGAGUGCGGUCCCGUUGCAGUGACGUAAGCAAGUGGAAAGAUUUGCUUUGGAAGCUGAACCUUUGCGGCGAUAUCUGGGAGAGAGGAGGCUAGCGAGAGCUGUAUGACAUUGUAGAGCUCUAUUCGUUUUGUAGCAGAGCUGUUUGUCAAUGGAAGACAACCCUAAGAUGUUGCCUCUUGAAAAUGCAGCAAUUCUGUCUGAGGGCUCUCUACAAGAUGGUCAUCGCUUGUGGAUUGGCAAUGUGGAUCCUAAAAUAACAGAGUAUCACCUUUUAAAACUGCUUCAAAAAUUUGGAAAAGUAAAGCAAUUUGAUUUUCUGUUCCACAAAUCCGGACCAUUAGAAGGACAGCCCAGAGGAUACUGUUUUGUAAACUUUGAGACAAAAGCAGAAGCAGAGAGAGCAAUUCAUUGUCUCAAUGGGAAAAUGGCCCUUUCCAAGAAACUUGUGGUAAGAUGGGCCCAUGCACAAAUUAAGAGAUAUGAUAACUAUAAAAGUGAAAAGGUUUUACCAAUCAGUCUUGAGCCAUCUUCAAGCACAGAACCAACUCAAUCUACCCUAAGUGUCAGUGCUAAGAUUAAAGCCAUUGAAGCUAAACUGAAAAUGAUGGCAGAAAAUCCAGAUCCAUUGCUCCCCGGGCAGUCGACCUAUUCCUACUUCAAGUCGAAUGAAAAGAGAAAAAACGCGCCAUACCCGAAAUCUUCACAGAAAUCCAAGAGAUGAUAUUCUGCUACAAGCCACUACAAUUUUGUCACAGGCAGCAACUGUUGCUUCAGUACUAAACAAACCUCAUGCGACUCUUGCUGAUUUCUAAAGACUUUGUGAUAAUGUGUGAAAAACACUCACGCAUAUUCCAAUUUUAUUUUUUAAUUUAUUUAAGAUUUCAAAUUUCUUGACUGUCGUUUUGUUACGCAAGUAUUUGUACUUGAGUCCUCUAUUCCUAUACUGGAGAAAGUUUUUAAGCACAUCUGGAAAGCAUACAUUUAGCAGGAUUGAACAAAUGUGGAUUAUGAAAUGUAAGAAUGCCUCAGUCAGAGAUUCUAUGUCAAGUUUUUGACUGCAUGCUUGACAUUAGUCUUCUGCUAAGAAUGCAUGAAACUUGGACCCAUUCUCAUUACCGCCAUUAGCAAUCUUCUCUGUUUUAAGUCUCCAGUCUCCAGUCUCCUUCCAGUUCUUCCCCAAGUACACAGAUAAGCUCUGGUUAAGCCUGUUCUACUGAGAACCAGGUUGCACUGACCUCUGUGGGCACUGUAAAGAAGUUUGAUGGAACUGCUGGCACGGAGAAGGAAUUUACUUACGCAGGGAAAGUUUCCUAGUGGAGUUAACAGGCUCAGUGUAUAUGCCCAAGUGAAAGAUGUUGGACUGUAGAAUUGGCAUAUUACAUUCAUAAGUAUAUGAAGAAUACAAGCAGUGCUUUCAGCCUGUAACAACCUGUUUGCUUUUUUUUAAGAAACUACAAUAUGUUUGCUUUUGUCUACUUGUAAUAUGGUGCGGCAUUGUCUUGAACUACUGUUUGAGGACCAGCAUUUGGGACAGUUCCAGGAGCAUCCAGAACAGCAAAUAUGCAUUCAUCCCUGACCUAUGGGAACCCAUCUUUCAAGAGACUAUAAGACUCGAGUGAUAAUAAAACAAAAUUGUGGCAAGAAAGAACAGUGAUUAUUAUUGCAGGGGGACUCAGAGGUGUUUAUACCCUCCUGUUUUUUGAUCGGAUAUGGGAAUAUUGCUGCCUAUCGCUUCCGUUUGUUAUUAUACAUGGGAAGACUUGUGACUGAGAAUAUGUUACUAAAAUAUAUUUUGUUUUGUUUUAAA